Neolamprologus brichardi is the source of this 3109-nucleotide messenger RNA. Lineage: Eukaryota; Metazoa; Chordata; Actinopteri; Cichliformes; Cichlidae. The record is from RefSeq and is a predicted model, not a curated record.
AUGCAGAGGGAUCAGAUAACUGAGGAUCUCUUCCCUGGGGAGCAGGAAGAAUCAUUAGCCGACGAUCUCACCCCCUCAGUCACCUCAAACACCUCGGAUCUGCUUCGCCGCAUCCAAGGUGGAGACAAAGACACAUUGAUCAGUUCAUCAGAUGAAGACUCUGAUGAUGUCUCUAUUCCAUCCAAUGAAGAGCAAAAGGUGGUGCGAACACAAACACGAUACAAAGUGAACGUGUCUGAUGUGUCCGCUGUAAGUCUGAGAAACUGUGUCUGUCACCCUCUAGCUUACAGCACUGAAGACCAGUUGUUGUGGAGGCCAGAGGUUCUGCCAGUGCAUGAAGUGGAGGAGUUCUUGCUGAAUGCACAAAGACCCCGUGGCCAGGAGGAGGCAGUAGGAACCGAGGAGGUCAUUGUCCAAGACAAUGAACAGGCACUGUACGAGUUAGUGAAAUGCAACUUUAACGUCGAAGAAGCACUGAGGCGAUUUCGUUUCAACGUGAAAGUAUUCAGUGAAGAGCUCUGCUCCUGGAGCGAGGAGGAGUGCAGGAACUUUGAGCAUGGGUAUCGAGUUUAUGGGAAAAACUUCCACCUCAUUCAGGCAAAUAAGGUACGAACACGCUCAGUGGGCGAGUGUGUGGAGUAUUACUACAUGUGGAAGAAGUCUGAGCGUCACAAGUACUUUACUCAGCAGGCUACCAGGCUGAGCCGCAAGAAGUACAGCCUGCAAUCAGGGAGCAUGCGCUCCAGAAGAAGAGGGCCGCCCCAGGCGCAGACGAACUCCCCGUUUUCUCUUAAAGCCAUGACCUCAGUCCACUCAGGCCACAGACAGCAGGUUGAGCAGCCUGCAGAUGGUGAGCUGGUGAUGGGCUUGUCAGAGCUGUGCGGCGACGAGUGUCCUCAGCAGCUGUUCGGAUGUCCUUUCUCUCUCCCGCCCAUAGACGGCCUGCAGGAAUCUGGCUCAGAUAGUUGUUGUCCUUCAGCUCCAGUCCAGCUCCAGUCUCAGCUCUUUGCUGAGACCUCCCAGUGGGCCUGCGGGAACUCUCCGGCCCUCCACGACAACCACGGGCUCCCAAACUCUUGUUUCUUUCAGCUCCACAUGCGUGGUGAACAUUUACUUUCUGAGGGCCCUGACUGUGGCACGGUGAGCGGUGGGGCCAGCGCUUCCCACAUGCUGCAGGUGGAAUUUAGCCUGCCGUCCUCUUCAUCGUCCUCAACCGCUGUCCUCCCGUCACACUUCCAGGCAUUCGGCAGUUUGCUUCACCCCCACCCGUCCAGCAUCCUCGCUCUCUCACACAGUGAAGGGGACACGGAGAUAUCGAAGCGGUACUCUGUGUAAUUUGCCCUGAGUGUUUUUGGUUGGUAGUGAUCUUUUACAGCGGGGUGAAAAAGAAACGAGAGGACAAAAAGUGCGUUAAUGCAACUUGCUUGAAAACAGAUGGACCUAUUACCUGUUAGCAGGUGACUCGUGUGCCUCUUCUUAAACGGAGGCGCUCGAAUCCUACGCCCAUUGUGGAAUGAUGACUGUGUUAAUCACUACUUUCAGGCAUUGAUUAUGUGCUGCUGUCCAUUAUUCCUGAAAUUGAUUAUUGACAAUGUUGACCACUGCUGCUUUGUUUUCUUAUUUAUCAGAACAGACUAAUUUGACUGCUGCUCAGAUUUGGUUUUUCCCCCCAGAUUCUUCCCGUGAAUACAGACAACAUGACUGUUUUUAUGCUCCUCAUAUCAGUCAGCAUUUUCACUGCUGCAGCUAUUUCAGAUCUGCUAUUGGACUGUACCUCACCUGAUGUAAUAGGGGGUUGGGGGGGUCUGACUACAGAGUAAAAUCUGUCCACUUAUACAACAUAGAAUAGUUUAUUUAAACAUUAACUUAAAAUGUUUUCUCCUUUCUUGGCCCUACAUCUCUGCUUUGUCUUUAUUCUACACAAAAGUUCAUCUUUCUUAAGAUUUAAAAACAAUAUGAACACCUUAAAGGAAAAAAGUUCUACGGUUGAUUUGAAUAUGCAGCAAUGUAGGAGCCUAAUGGGGCGCAAUAAUUUCCUGUUUUAUUGUAUUUUAUUUCUUUUUUAAUUUCCUUUCUUUUUGCUUCUGUGGAAAUUUUCCUCUUUUUUUUCCCACCACUGAAAAUGUAUAUAGAUUUAUAAAGGUGCAGGGUUUUGUCAUCAGUCACGAUCACCAUUUCUCGUAUGAUGAAUAACUGCUACCAUGACGAGCCUGUUUCAUAUAAUGGGCUUAAAAAUGACUGAAAUAUAAAACUUUACGUGCUAAGCUGCCAUAUACAGAAGUGUGCAAUAUCACUGAAAUAUAAAACGGUUCACGAGUGAAAUAUUUCCACCACAUAAAACAUGAAAUACACAUAAGCACAAAAACAAACACACGCAGUUGUGGUCAGAAGCUCACACACGAGUCAUCAUGUGCAUGGAUGUCAUUGAAAUCAUCUUUAAUGACUUUACAAACAUGAAUUGUGUUCCCAAGUUUGAAUUUAUUUUGGAUCUUCACUAAUCCACACGAUGUCAAAAAUGUGCAUAGAGCUUUUCAAAUUUAUACAUUUGGUUAAAUUUCCUUUAUCGACCUGCAGCUGAACCAGACACGUUAGUAACUGACAUUUCCAGCUGUAAAUUUCUCCCCUCUUCUUGGCAGAUUUGGUAGAGUUCAUACCCAUGAUGUAUGUAAACUUCUGACCACAACAAAACGAUCAGCGACAAGUCAGAAAAUCUGAUUACUGAAACCAAAACAAGUCCUUUGAUCUCCAGUUAGCCUGGAUCCAUUAACAUGAGCAUCAGAACGUACAGUUUAUUUAUUUAUGGGUGUCUAUCAGCAAAAGAACAGAUGCAUAAAUAAUCAGAAGUAGAUCAAACCACAGUAGCUGUUCUCUAGCACGGUCUAGCUCUUGAAGAAAACACAGCCACGUGUUUUAGAUGACGUUCACCACAACGAACAGGAAGUCUCUCUCCAGCACUAAACUGUUAGAAACAUGAGAAGAAGCCUGAUGCUUAUUGGGAACAGAUUUCUUAGUCAGAUGACGGAUGAAUUUGUUUUCCCUAGAUUUGUUCCAGCAUGUUUAGCAUGAGCUGGGCCAAGACCACCACAGUGAAUACAGUCCCAGCAGUGAG